Coccomyxa subellipsoidea C-169 is the source of this 818-nucleotide messenger RNA. RefSeq names its product Profilin/allergen. Gene Ontology annotation, molecular function: actin monomer binding. The transcript has 2 exons. The record is from RefSeq and is a predicted model, not a curated record. Bases 22 to 417 code for a protein of 131 amino acids. Lineage: Eukaryota; Viridiplantae; Chlorophyta; Trebouxiophyceae; Coccomyxaceae. Gene Ontology annotation, cellular component: cell cortex.
GCUCAGCAGAAGGUGUUGAAGAUGAGCUGGCAGGAGUAUGUCGACGAUCACUUGAUGUGCGAGCUGCCAAACGGAGGAACACUGAAGAGUGCAGCGAUCGUUGGCCUUGAUGGAGGUGUCUGGGCGCAGAGUGCAGACUUCCCAGCUCUUGGAGAUGACGAGGUCGCCAAAAUCGUGAAGGGCUUCACGGACCCCUCGGUGUUGGCAACAGGGGGCCUGUACCUGGGGGGCGUGAAGUAUCUGUCCAUCUCCCCAGACCCUGCAGUCAUCCGUGGCAAGAAGGGCCAGGACGGGGUGACCGUCAAAAAGACAGUCAGCGCUCUGGUGAUCGGCAUCUAUGGCGAGGGCGUGCAGCCUGCAGAUGGGAACAUCGUCGUGGAGAAUCUGGCUGACUACUUGACAAAUACAGGGAUCUGAGGGACAGAAAAAGGAUUCAUGCAGCACACCCGCAUGAGGCUGCGGGUGAUGCACUGAGCGUGCACAGAGCUAGAUCAUCAUGGGCAAUGCUGAGAGGGUAGCGGUAGAUUUGUAUAUUUAUGUGCAAUGCACUGGCUAGCAGUGCAUAAAAGAGACUGCUGGCUGGUACUGAGUGCGGCAGCUACUGGCUUUCUAAUAACAGUGAGGCUCAAGAAGCAGUACAAUGUUUCUGCAGAGACUGGUGGCAGCAUGGGCCGGAAUCUGCAGGGCAAUUAAGCAAUUGUCUGGAAUGAUAAAGAGGACACAACUAGGAAAAUGUUUUGGAUUGCAUCCAGCUCUUCAGAUUUGGGCUUCAAAGAUAAGAAUAGCGAUUUCUCGAGUCUUGUAAAUACAAUCAACAC